CCCCUCCGAAGAAGAAGAUUUAUUGACAUUAUUGACAGAUAAAUUUCCAAAGAUUGUUUUUAUGGCAAUUAAACGAAAAAGACCUUAAAAUACGUCGGAAAACGACAAAAUAUUCAUUAAAGUUCAAUUUUUUGAGUUGUCAGUGCAUGAAAAAUGGUGCUUUAGGUUAAAAUUACGUCACAAUUUGAGUUUGAACAGAUGUUUAUAUAAUUUUAAAAGGAAUUGGAACAUGGUGCUCAUAAGCAAAAUAAGGAUAAAUAACCCUCAAAAAAGUUAUACAACAGGAUAAACUACAGGAAAAGUGUUAUUUUACAGCCAUAACUAUUAUGUUUACAUUGGGUAAAUCAAUUUUGAUAUGGCAUACCUCGAAGCACCUAAAACAAUACAAAAAGAGUAUGAUUACUUCCUAAAGUUCAUUCUAGUGGGUGAUAGUGAUGUUGGCAAACAUGAGAUCCUCUCCAACUUUGAUGAAGGGGAAUACAACCCUUUUUGUGGCCAUGGGGCCCACAAAACAACCACCAUUCUAUUGGAUGGUAAAAGGGUGAAGUUGCAGCUGUGGGAGGCAUCAGGGCAAGGCAGAUUCUGCACUAUAAUAAGAUCAUACUCGCGUGGUGCACAAGGUGUGUUUUUGGUGUACGACAUAACAAACAGAUGGAGUUUCGAUGGCUUAGAUCGUUGGUUGAAAGAAGUGGAUGAGCAUACACCUGGAGUCCCUAAAGUUUUAGUGGGAAACAGAAAACAUUUGGAGUUUGAUCGUAAAGUUGGGCAACGAGACGCGGAAACUUAUGCUAACAAACAUAAUAUGGCUUUCUUUGAAGUUUCGCCUUUGUGUAAUUUCAACAUACACGAGAGUUUUUGCGAGUUAUCGCGAAUGGCGCUGCAGAGAAACGGUUUAGAAAGACUAUGGCGGUCAAAUAAAGUUUUAAGCCUCCAAGAGCUGUGUUGCCGCGCCAUAGUGGCCCGUACAACCGUCUACACCAUAGAACAACUCCCUUUGCCAACAUUCGUCAAACGCCAUUUGAAAUCGUACGCUCUGGCUUCGCCCCCGGCGCCCCAGAUGCGCUACGCGCACAGUUUGAAGAAGAAAAAUGGCAGGCGGUUUCCUUUCAGGAGUACGCCGACCACCCCAGCGGCGGUAAUGGACGGCAGAACCAGCUGCGGGCCGAGGAACUCGUGUAAUUUGUCAUGAUGAAAACGGAUUAACUUGUAUUGCCCAAUUCAUAACACUGCUAAAAUGGACUAUUUUUAUGUUCUUCAUGUUACAUAGUGCAAAAUAAAUUAUCUACAAAUCACCAGGGUCCAGCAUUUAAAAAAAACAACAUAAACAUUGUGUACAAUAUUAUAAAAAACACAUUUUUUACAGUCAAAAUUACUUAAUGGUAAAAACCGUCCACAAUUUAGGACUUUUAAGUGAUUUUGACUAUUUUUUGAUUACAAAUUGUUUUACAUACCGUCCCAAGCUUAUUUUUGUGCAUUUUUGUAUAUAUCAUAUAUUAUUGCCGUUUUUUACAAUUUUGUUAUUUUCGCUUUAUUUUCCAUGAUUUGUGUAUUAAACAUGUAUAUAUUUUAUUUAAUGCUAGAUUUUAAUUGUAUAUAAUCUUUGACUAAUCUAAUACCUACCACGCAAAUUCUUUACUUUUUUUAUAUAAUUCUCACUUUUUUUAUUUAAUCCCCG
Messenger RNA from Brassicogethes aeneus, 1675 nucleotides. NCBI's taxonomy places the organism in Eukaryota, Metazoa, Arthropoda, Insecta, Coleoptera, Nitidulidae. The record is from the annotation of a GenBank genome assembly.